CCACCCUUUAAAUUCAGAGGCGACCGGGGCGAAGGAUACUAGUUCCUUUCACGUCACGAAUGACACGUGUAUUCAAGAUGGCGGCCGCGGCGAUGGCGACGUGGUUGGCCCUUCUGCUGUUGUCCAUGUUGCCUGGAGGAGUACAGGCCUUUUACGUGCCUGGAGUUGCUCCAAUGAACUUCCACCAGAACAGUGCUGUAGAGAUUAAGGCCGUGAAGCUGACCAGCUCCCGGACUCAGCUUCCCUAUGAAUACUACUCCCUGCCCUUCUGUCUGCCUGAUAAAGUGGUCUACAAAGCAGAGAACCUGGGGGAGGUGUUACGCGGGGACCGUAUUGUCAACACCCUGUACUCGGUACUCAUGACCCAGGACAGGAAGUGUGAGGUGGUUUGUGCCAAGAUGAAACUCAACGUACAGCAGAGUAAGCUGGUGGCUGAGCGAAUUCAGGAGGAGUACUAUGUUCACCUCAUUGCGGACAACCUCCCAGUGGCUACGCGGCUGGAGUUCAACCCAAACAUAGAGGCAGGGGCUGAGGACAAGGAGGUGGUGAAGGAUGUUCAGUUUGAACACGGCUACAGGUUGGGCUUCACUGACAACAACAAGUUCUACCUACACAACCACCUGUCCUUCAUCAUCUACUACCACAAGGAGAAGCUGGAGGAGGGGGAAGAGCACAACUACAGAGUUGUACGUUUUGAGGUGGUUCCCCAGAGUGUCAAGGUGGAGGACCUAAAGGCGGCUGAUAAGGGGGCAUGUACCCUGCCCGAGGCCACUAACUCAGCUCCUCAGGAGAUUGACCCCUCCAAGGACAAUGACGUUCUCUUCACCUACUCUGUCCGCUGGGAGGAGAGCCAGGUGAAGUGGGCAUCUCGCUGGGACACCUACCUGACCAUGAGUGACGUGCAGAUCCACUGGUUCUCCAUCGUCAACUCCGUGGUGGUGGUCUUCUUCCUCUCUGGGAUCCUCAGUAUGAUCAUCAUCAGGACCCUGAGGAAGGACAUCGCCAACUACAACAGAGAGGAUGACAUAGAGGACACCAUGGAGGAGUCAGGCUGGAAGAAUGUCCAUGGUGACGUGUUCAGACCUCCACAGUAUCCCAUGAUCCUCAGCUCUCUGCUGGGCUCAGGCAUACAGCUCUUCUGCAUGAUCCUCAUCGUUAUCUUCGUGGCCAUGUUGGGGAUGCUGUCUCCUUCCAGUAGAGGGGCGCUGAUGACCACUUCCUGCUUCCUGUUUAUGUUCAUGGGUGUGUUCGGUGGAUACUUUGCUGGCAGACUCUACCGCACGCUGAAAGGUCAUCGCUGGAAGAAGGGAGCUUUCUGUACGGCCACUCUGUACCCUGCCGUGGUCUUCUGCAUCUGCUUCGUUCUCAACUGUUUCAUCUGGGGAGAGCACUCGUCUGGAGCCGUCCCCUUCACCACCAUGCUGGCUCUACUCUGCAUGUGGUUCGGUAUCUCCAUGCCGCUGGUCUACUUGGGCUACUACUUUGGCUUCCGCAAGCAGCCGUACGAUAACCCCGUCCGCACCAAUCAGAUCCCUCGCCAGGUGCCUGAGCAGCGCUGGUACAUGAACAAGUUUGUGGGCAUCCUGAUGGCUGGGAUUCUACCGUUUGGUGCCAUGUUCAUUGAGCUCUUCUUCAUCUUCAGUGCAAUCUGGGAGAACCAGUUCUACUACUUGUUUGGUUUCCUCUUCCUGGUGUUCAUCAUCCUGGUGGUGUCCUGCUCCCAGAUUAGUAUUGUGAUGGUCUACUUCCAGCUCUGUGCAGAGGACUACCGGUGGUGGUGGAGGACCUUCCUGGUAUCAGGGGGCUCAGCCUUCUACGUCCUUGUUUACGCCCUUUUCUACUUUGUCAACAAGCUGGACAUUGUGGAGUUUAUCCCUUCCCUGUUGUACUUUGGCUACACGGCUCUCAUGGUCCUGUCCUUCUGGCUCCUCACAGGGACAAUCGGCUUUUACGCAGCAUACAUGUUCAUACGGAAGAUAUACGCUGCCGUCAAAAUCGACUGACUUUUGUUUCAGCUGUUUGUUUGUUUUUUGCCACAUAAAUUUUUUGUUUUUUACAUUUUUAUUCUUUAUGUCCAACAAGCACUGGCUUGUGUGUGUUUGUGGACGCAAGGACGCGUGAGGUGGUGUUUGUGGAACAGUGACCGAUUUUCCCCCCCGCCCCCCAUGGGCAUGGAGAGAUGACAGUAAGAUGGCGCAGCCUGCAAACUCAACGAUCUUCCUCCCUCUGUGAUUGGAUGUCCAGAGACAGAGACUUCCUCUCGGAAAGUCAAUGUUUUCUACUGUGUUUCACCUUGUACACACAUGGGCCAAAGCAUGUCAAAUGAAACCGUCUCUGUAUGUUUUACUGUCUGCUUUUGGAGCAAGCCUGGGUUCCACAGGAGGACUCGAGUGCAUUGGCUCAGAAUUUAACUUUAUCGUUUUAAAAUCAGUAAUAUUUUAGUCUGACUUCUUUCACAUACACUCUCUAUCUCUCUGUAAAGUUAGUUUAUGUAUCUUUAUUCCAGAUACGUUUAUGAUCAGAGGAUGGUUUGGAGGUCACACUUGUAACAUCGCUAAUAAGUAUUAUUAUUUUUGUCCGAAAAUAUGCUGGGAAAUGGAAAUCUAACAUUGGAACAGGCAUGGAUAUUAAAAUAUUCAGAUAUUUUUACUGAAAUGUGACCAUUUCAGCCACAACUAAAAUCAUUAUCUCAAUUUGUCUCCCUGAAAACAAUUGUCUCACAGAUUGUCUAAAAUGUAUCUUUAAAGCGACCGGAUUUCAAUGUGGAGAAGCAUAAAUGAAUUUUCUCUUUAAAUACUACUUGCAUAAAUUAAUUUUUUUCUUUAAAUACUACUUGCAUGAAAGACGGUUGAAAUAUGAAAUGUUAUGGAACGAAGGUAAAUUUUGAUGAAAAGUAGUAUUCCUCAUCUUCAAAUCACCUAUAUAAUUUCUGUGCUUUAACCUAGGAGUAACAAUGUGUUUAAAUGGUUGGACACAUUGCAUUACUAGGCAAUGUAAACAGCUCCAUGAUCCCACUGAACUAUGCAUUUCUGUUCUUUAAGUAUAAGACUGUUCUUUGGUUUCAUAAUGGUCAUGUUAAAUGUUUUGAGUUUAACACAGUUUAGUGUCAGUGAGACACUGCUAUUCUAACAAGUUAUCAGUGUCGGUUAUCCCUGAGCGUCAAUGUCUUCUAGGAUUGUCUUAAACAGGAUUCUGUCAUUGAGCAUCUAAGUGGAGUACAGUUAUUUACCAUCAACUUCUGAAGUACAGUUAUUUACCAUCAACUUCUGGAGUACAGUUAUUUACCAUCAACUUCUGGAGUACAGUUAUUUACCAUCAACUUCUGGAGUACAGUUAUUUACCAUCAACUUCUGGAGUACAGUUGUUUCCCAUCAACUUCUGAAGUACAGUUGUUUCCCAUCAACUUCUGAAGUACAGUUGUUUCCCAUCAACUUCUGAAGUACAGUUGUUUCCCAUCAACUUCUGAAGUACAGUUAUUUACCAUCAACUUCUGAAGUACAGUUAUUUACCAUCAACUUCUGAAGUACAGUUAUUUACCAUCAACUUCUGAAGUACAGUUGUUUCCCAUCAACUUCUGAAGUACAGUUGUUUCCCAUCAACUUCUGAAGUACAGUUAUUUACCAUCAACUUCUGAAGUACAGUUAUUUACCAUCAACUUCUGAAGUACAGUUAUUUACCAUCAACUUCUGAAGUACAGUUAUUUACCAUCAACUUCUGGAGUACAGUUAUUUACCAUCAACUUCUGAAGUACAGUUGUUUCCCAUCAACUUCUGAAGUACAGUUAUUUCCCAUCAACUUCUGGAGUACAGUUAUUUACCAUCAACUUCUGGAGUACAGUUAUUUACCAUCAACUUCUGAAGUACAGUUAUUUACCAUCAACUUCUGGAGUACAGUUAUUUACCAUCAACUUCUGGAGUACAGUUAUUUACCAUCAACUUCUGGAGUACAGUUGUUUCCCAUCAACUUCUGAAGUACAGUUAUUUACCAUCAACUUCUGGAGUACAGUUAUUUACCAUCAACUUCUGGAGUACAGUUAUUUACCAUCAACUUCUGGAGUACAGUUAUUUACCAUCAACUUCUGAAGUACAGUUAUUUACCAUCAACUUCUGAAGUACAGUUGUUUCCCAAUAACCACGGGCCAAGUCGGUGCUGUGUAAGAUCAGUUUCCCAAUAACCACGAGCCAAGUCCGUGCUGUGUAAGAUCAGUUUCCCAUAAACCACGGGCCAAGUCGGUGCUGUGUAAGAUCAGUUUCCCAAUAACCACGGGCCAAGUCCGUGCUGUGUAAGAUCAGUUUCCCAUAAACCACACGCCAAGUCGGUGCUGUGUAAGAUCGCCAAUUGUCGAUAGGUUGUAGAUAGGUUCAAGAAGGUACUACAUGUCAACCUAUUGUAUUAAUGGGCAGAUCCUUCACUGGGUUUACUCUCUGUUACCCAGUUAGAAUUUCCCACCGGUGGUUCUCGUCUUAUAGAUGGAGUUUCUCUGAUUGUGGAGUCCGAAAUGCAGAAGACCCUGUAAGCUAUAACACAGGACCUACAUAACUGAAUGAAAGUGGGUUGAAUGGGAUUCAUAAUAUUCAAGACCUUUCUAUCAUGGGUGUAUUUUACUCACAUUUACUUUAUUCUAUGGGCCAGUUCCUCAGACCCAGAUUACGCCCGGUCCUGGAUUAAACAUAGUUCUCUAUGGAGAAUUGCCAUUGAAAGGUCAUUUUUAGUCCAGGAAUAGAUUUAAUUUAGGUCCAGGAAACUGGGUCUUUAAGUUUGAGAGCUGAGCUUUCAGGAAUGCGACCUUUAGGUCAACGUUAUUACCCUGCCAGUUUUUCCUUGAUAAAGAGCAUAGAAACCAACCAUACGACAGUCUGGUGGAAGUCUUGCCCAGCAGAUGGUGUUGAAAUAGAGCUGCACUGGAAGAGAGAGGGAUCGAACAGGUGCAGAGGGGGAAUUACUCCAUUCACCAUGAAGUGAAUCACUGAAUGAAUCAUACUUCUCCACUCUCCCGUUCUCACUUAGUCUCUUUCAUUCUCUGCCCUCUCACACAUUCACCUCCACAGUCAGUAUUGCAUCCGUCUUUUUCUUCCCUCUGUAAAGCCUUGUUCACACUACAGGCCUUAAUGCUCAAAUCAGUUUUGUUUGUUGUCCGAACAGCAAGUUACAAAUGACAAAAUCAGAUUGUCUGUUCAGACAGCAGUCAUUUGCUGACAUGGCUACGCUAGUUGUCACAGUAACGACAGGGGUCUUUGGUGUAGUCUGAUUGGUGGUGCUCGUGCUUCUAUCACUAAGAAGUUAUGUAGCAACCUAAGGUGACGACAAUGCGUCGCCAUGGAAGUUUCACAGUUGCUUUGAAUAUUCAAAAUCAUAGUGAGAACACUUUUAAAGCCUCAAAGGACAAGAUGAUCCAACUUUCAAAACGAGUUAUUUUUGGUUAGUCACAGCAGUCAACUAGCUAGCUAUGUAGCUGUUUAGCUUUUUAGAACAUUCACUCAUUUGUUUGUAAACAAACUAGUUAGACUACCACAUGGUCUUGUCAAACUGUCAACAGAGUAGCUAGCAAGCAACAAGAUAUGCCAAAUAACAAUCUAAAAACCAAUUGAGGGCAAAUUAAUAAGCCAUGGCUGGGAAGGUGGUUUGGAAUGAGGCUUGAAAUAUCAGAUUCCAUGUACUUUUUGGCUGUUCGGGGUGCAGGAAAAAUAACAGAUUUAAUAAAUUGUAUUUGAGUCACUUCAAACUGCCAGUGUGAACAAGGCUUUAGUGUCAAAGUGUUCCUGAGCUGCCAGCUCUCACUGCUCUCUGAUUCAGAGACUGACAGACUUCCUCACCUGGGCCCAACAAACAGAUUUCAGGAGAGAUUUUCUGCAGAUGUACAUUUGACUGACCGGAGCCGUGUAUGUACGUGAAUGGGUGUUGACUGUGUAAAUACAACACUUUGUAUGGCUGCGUUUUGCUGUAGUGGGGACUCUGACUAUAUAAAUAUCAUGUCAUUGUUUUAGCCAAAAGCAUGAUUUUUAAGAACCUGUUUCCUGUCCCGUUUUCUUUACAGAAUGCCCAGUGAUAUAAUGUAUGAAACUAAUAAAGUACUGAUACGAUGUUG
Messenger RNA from Salvelinus namaycush (lake trout), 6085 nucleotides. RefSeq names its product transmembrane 9 superfamily member 4-like. Gene Ontology annotation, cellular component: membrane. Bases 60 to 2003 code for a protein of 647 amino acids. The record is from RefSeq and is a predicted model, not a curated record. Lineage: Eukaryota; Metazoa; Chordata; Actinopteri; Salmoniformes; Salmonidae. The transcript is spliced from 18 exons. Gene Ontology annotation, biological process: protein localization to membrane.